UGAGCUUGAGUUGAGAGUCAGACUGAGCAGUGAGAGGCGCAGGGCACCCAGCACCCAGCGACACAGCAACUUUAUUUGAGCGAGAGAAGAGUAAGUGAGGACAGAGAAAAGAGAGUGUCCACAACUGAUAGGAAAAGUGAAAGAGGUUUAUGAGACAGCAAACAAGCAGAGGUACGGGGUGCAAGUGGAAUAGGCAAAAUUAUAGAUGGGAAUAGGUACUGGGUGCAAGAGAUAUUAGGGUAAUUAUAGGUGGGAGUAGGUUCUGGGUGCAAGAAAUAUUGGGGCAAUUAUAGGUGGGAGUAGGUUCUGUGUGCAAGAAAUAUUGGGGCAAUUAUAGGUGGGAAUAGGUUCUGGGUGCAAGAAAUAUUGGGGCAAUUAUAGGUGGGAAUAGGUUCUGGGUGCAAGAAAUAUAGGGGCAAUUAUAGGUGGGAAUAGGUUCUGGGUGCACAAAUAUUGGGGCAAUUAUAGGUGGGAAUAGGUUCUGGGUGCCCAGUAUAGUUUAGGAGACACAUACAGUGUAUGAGGGGCAGAGAGGGCACCAGAGGCAGCAGAUGCCAGGCUUGGGGUAAGACUUAGGGGCUCAGUAAGAGACAGAGAAGGGAUGAUGAUGGAGUAGGUGGGUGUCAGGGAGACAGAACCAGAGCAAAAGAAGAAGGAAGCAAAUAAAGAGAAGGAAGAGCUCAGUGAGAAUCUGGAGGCAGAAAGAGGCGACAACGGGGUGAAUGACACCAAAACAGAAAGCAAUGAGCUAAGAAUGGGGGUGCCAGAUGCCGGUCGCAGUAUAUUUUAUUUUUUGAUGCUUCACCUUCAAUUCCCGGUCUCUCCUCACAUCCAUCAAUCGCUGUGCCCCAAACCAGUGCUCCCUCCGAAUAGCCAAGUUGCCCCUCUUCUUUCCAACGUGUCCCUGACCUGCCCGGGCUGUGAAGGAGAUGUUUUGUGGCGCCGUGGCCAAGCUGAAUCUUUUCUGCCCAAAAGGAUGAUCAAAGAAGGGCGAUUGCUCCUGAACUCCAUCCAAAGCAAAGAUGGGAAUCUCUACACUUGCAUUAAGGAGAAGCAAAGUAUAUGCUCAGUGGAGUUACUGGUGGCAGAGUUGGAAAAACCAGUGAUGGAGUGCUACCUGCGGCACCCAGCCAGUAACAUCACCUGUGAGUGGAAAAAGAACUCAAGCCUUCCUCGUGGCACCAUCGUCAUCCUCAUUUCAAGCAUGGGGUACAGUGCUGAGCCCACAAUCAACUCCUGUUCCUACUUCACCUUGUCCAAGAAGUAUCAGUGUCGCCUCCAUCACACAGAGGGUCGCACAGAGAACUACUUUCUGUCCCUUUGUGUGACCAGACAGACAGACAGCACAAUGAGUGACAUUAUUAUGGUCAAUUACAAAUCUAUAGUGCAACCGGAUCCUCCUAUCGAGGUGACCGCAUCACCCGUUGAGUUUGCCCCUAGAAAGUUACGAGUGAAAUGGCGCAAACCGCGAUCCUGGAGUGGCACUUAUUAUGAGUUGUUGUAUGAAGUUCAGUACCGGGCAGAAAACUCCCAUCACGUCUCCAGUGUCACAACAUCAGACCGUAUUUUCCAUAUUGUAGAUGCUUUCAAGGGCAGGAGGCAUUUUGUCUCGGUGAGGGCCAAAGAGGAAUUUGAUGGUUUAUGGAGUAGCUGGAGCCAAGAGGUCGUUGGAACCCCAUGGACAGAUUCUACCCAGAAAGAACCAACCAUGGAGACGUCGCAGGAGGUCCCUGGGAACUUAUACACCAAAGUCUACCCAACCAGCCCCGAAAUGGAAAGUGAGGAAGACUCUAGGAUACCGAUUUCACCCUCCAGGCCCCCCUGGUACACGUUUGUCAUUGGUGGGGUCAGCCUUGGAUUUAUCUUCUUGCUGGUACUGGUGGUUCUGCUCAGGAAGCGCCAGAAGUGGACCUCUUGUAUAGCAAAGGGGACUAAAUUAAAGACUCUGUACUGGUCCAUCCCUUCUGGAGUUCAAUCCCAAGAGAUGCCUCCUGCCAACCUGGAAUACAGAGCAAAGACCCCACUGCAGAGCAAGCAAUGAACUUGGGGGCAAUGUGGAAGUCCAAGGACGUGGAAGGGCCACAGUACAAAGUGACUUUAUUUGGGCAGUGCCGUAACUAGAGGGGGGCGGCCCUGGUGCGUGACGCGCAGCUGUGCCCCACCCCCCCUCCGUACACAAGGGCUUUCACUGGUGAGCGGGCUGCCAGGGGGCUCUGAGGGGGUGCGGGCCCUGGUCCGCUCGCACCCCCUGCUCCACCGGUAGUUCUGCCACUGUAUUUGGGAACCAAAGUGCAAAACCAGUUGGAUGUAAAUAAUGUUUCAGUGUAAAUAAAUUCUCUGUAGAUA
This is a messenger RNA of Xenopus laevis (African clawed frog), 2346 nucleotides long. RefSeq names its product interleukin 6 receptor L homeolog (gene il6r.L). NCBI's taxonomy places the organism in Eukaryota, Metazoa, Chordata, Amphibia, Anura, Pipidae. The record is from RefSeq and is a predicted model, not a curated record. Gene Ontology annotation, cellular component: external side of plasma membrane; membrane. The transcript has 11 exons. Gene Ontology annotation, molecular function: cytokine receptor activity. Bases 755 to 2041 code for a protein of 428 amino acids. Gene Ontology annotation, biological process: immunoglobulin mediated immune response; cytokine-mediated signaling pathway.